Molecule: messenger RNA, 4367 nt
Organism: Limulus polyphemus (Atlantic horseshoe crab)
Lineage: Eukaryota; Metazoa; Arthropoda; Merostomata; Xiphosura; Limulidae
Product: receptor-type tyrosine-protein phosphatase R-like
Exons: 16
Coding region: 1-2247 (748 amino acids)
Biological process (GO): protein dephosphorylation
Molecular function (GO): protein tyrosine phosphatase activity
Source: RefSeq, a predicted model, not a curated record
AUGGGAGGAGCACAACCAAAAGAAAGAGAACAAUGGUUGGAUAGGGAUCUGAAUCACCUGAUUUUGAAUCAUAAUGUUUUCGAUGACCGUAAUGUGGAUGAGAGGAAAAAGGAUGUGCUCCAAGGUGUAGAGUGGCUAGAGCAUGAUGGACCAUACAUAGCAAGUCAAAUGCAUCCAAAACCCACUGGAAACCAAUGUCCACGUGGGGGUAGGAUGAGGAUCAUACCAUCAGUAACUCAACUACAAACCAAAACCCUGCCACUGGAAACUGAUAACCAUGUUGGGGUAGGAAAAAAGAUCAUAUCAUCUACAAGUCAACUUCAGUCCAAAACCCAGCCAUCAGGAAUGACAUACAUUAGGAUAGAAGCAAAAAUUAUCUUAGAUAUUAGUGCCACAAAUGUUGAUUUUGGAGCAGCAUUGAAACAAGUCCAGUGUGAUAUACUGGAAUGUGAAAACAUCAGAUCAUCUCAACAUUUAAUAGCAGUGAAAGAUCAGGUAGUGCCACACACUUAUGAUUCUGCCUAUUUAUCUAACUGGGCAACCGCAGUUCACGAUCAGUCUUCUUCGACAUCACAGCAAAUCCCCAGUUAUUACAAGAUUGAGGUGGUUCUUGAUGGUCAACAAAAUCACCUCACACACAGAAUUAUUCAGAAGUUAAAAAACUCUCUUGCAAAACAGCUUGGCUUAGCCAGUGACAGCAUUGGUAUUAGUGAAGUCCAGGCUUAUGAAAGCUAUGCCGUAUAUAAAACUAUUGGAUUACAUGGAAAGAACAUGAAUUUUUAUCCACAGGAAGGACGAGUAGAAGCCUAUGUAUUAUUUUCCGUAGUAGACACGAUCAUUUUUAACCAGGUAGUACGUAACAAUGCAUUUGUUCUUCUUCCUGCAACACUGAUAUUACAGACAGUGUCCUUAGAGCAACUCCAGGCAGAUAUGGCCCCUGUGAAAGUAAUGGGAUUGAAAGCUAAAGAACCUCAAAAGAUUGCAUUUGCUGUUGAAGGAAUCCAAGAUGAUCGGAUGUGGAAUUUCUUUCAAAGACACAUGUCAUCAAGGCAGUUGCCCGUUAUAAUUUCCUGCACUUUUUUCUUUUAUCGACGAGACACAAAGAAGAGACUUGAUAUAGAAGAAGCAAGAGAAGUAGUUUAUCAGCCAAUAUUGAAGCCAAGUGUAAGUGAAGCGGAUACAAUUCAGCCAGAAAGUAGGGAUAGCUAUUUAACUGAAACUGAAUCGGAAUGCACAUCAAGUCCACGUCGAAGUCCUCUAAGGAUUAAGGCCAAAGGUUUACUGGAAAGGAGGGGCUCUAAUGCAUCAUUAACUCUUGAUCUGAAUCAUUCUAUGGAAAAUAUCAAUUAUGGAACAACUCCUAAGGAAUGCUCAGUAGAAGAAUACCUUCUAUCUGCAGGCAACAGAAUCACCAAAAAACAGCUUCGAAACUGUCUUAAGGAUGUUAAAGCUCUCCACCGUGAAUUUUGGGAUAUACCUAUGAAUUACCCAGAAAAAGUGGAAAUACCUGGAGCAGGAACAAAAAAUCGCUACAAAACAAUCAUGCCCAAUGAAAAGAGUCGUGUCCAACUAACUGAAGAGGAUGAUCUGUUAUCUGGAUACAUCAAUGCUAAUUACAUAAGGGGUUAUGAUGGUGAACCAAAGGCCUUCAUUGGUACUCAGGGACCUAUGGCCCACACUGUUAAUGACUUUUGGAAGAUGGUUUGGCAAGAAAAGUCUCCCAUCAUUGUAAUGAUAACAAAGUUACGGGAGAACAACAAGGUUAAAUGUGAAUUGUACAUUCCUGAAAACAGUGGGGUUUAUGGAAUAGUCAAUGUUUCGGUUGUCAAAGUAAUACCCAGGGAUGGCUAUACCAUAAGGGAACUGUUCCUUAAGUGUGGAGAUGAAGCUCACCAAGUUCUACAUUUCUGGUAUACAGCUUGGCCUGAUCAUAAAACUCCCAGCACGGCAAAACAGCUAGUAGCUAUGGCUCUCGAAGUGGAAGCUUUGCGAUUCAACAAUAAUGGAGAUGUCAAAGGACCCACCAUUGUACAUUGCAGUGCUGGAAUUGGGAGGACAGGAUGUUUCAUUGCCACGAGUAUAGGGAUUCAGCAAUUGAUGGAAGAAAAUAUGGCUGAUGUACUAGGGAUUGUUUGUGCGCUACGUUUAGAUAGAGGAGGAAUGGUUCAAACUGCUGAACAGUAUGAAUUUGUCCACCAGGCUCUUUGCAUGUUUGUUAACAGCAUUCCUAAUGAAGCUGGAGACUGAUUUCUGGUCACUCCAUAUUCAGCAAAUUAGACACGUGCCCGAAGCUAAUGAGUCCACAUCAUUCCAAGCAACAACUUUGAUAAUACCAUUUCUACCACCGUGGUCGAGAUCUGUAGCUGUGAAGGCUUCACCAUAAGAACUGUUUACAGAACUAACUAAAUGUUUUAGCUGAAAUGCUGAGUGAAACAUUCUACAUUCAUUGUUGUAAUAAUGUUAGUGGAUGUGCUUGUUUAACUUGGAAAUCGGUACACAUUUUUUUUUGUCUGUCAUAUGAGUAUUAUUACUUUCUUUAGAAUUAUUGUACAUGUAAGAAAACCUUUUGAUAAUCACACAUUGUCAUGUGAUUUACUUGACUAAAAAUUUUAUUGAUGUACUGUGUUGUUAGAGACUGGUGAGAUAGCUUUUCUUAGGACUGCACUUGUAUCACCAUUGACCAUUCGAUUACUCGCUGUAAAUUGUGGGAAAACAUUGCAGAAAACAAUUUAAUAUGGUUUUAUAUAAAAUUACUUUGUAUAUGACUUUCUUUCUUUUUUUUAUUGUUAAUUUUCUGUUGUGAGGCCAAAAUAAACCGACUCACCAGUUUUGACCCGUGUUGUACAAUAUGUUAGUUGCUGUAAAGACCUAUCAGAAACAUAGUAUUUUAUUCAUAUGUGGUAGCUUUUGUUUUACAAUUAUGUGUUUCAUCUUGUGACUGGAUGUCAUUGUUGUGAUGGAAAAAUAGGUAGUAGGAACCUUGCACUAGCAUUCGUACGUGUAGUCAAAUGGAUAAGGCCAAGCAAAGUGAUUUUUUUGUUUACCUAACCAGUAAUAGGACGGUAGUUUAUAAUUAAUGCUGGUCUCACUAAAUCUUUUUAAAACUUGAACAAGAUGGAAUACAAUUGUUCUUGAAUGAUCUGAUCUAGUAAGUAAUAACUUUUCUGUACAUUGUUAUUCAUUUCCAACAGUUAUGGGAAGAGGAUCAAAGAACUAGAAGUUUUUAUCCAUUAACUGAUCAAGCAUAACUUAGAUCAACUUAGAAUUAAACAAAAUCAGUUGGUUCACAUUUUUUACACUUUUAUAAGAAAUCACGAGUGUUUAAGUUGUAAGCUUCCUAAGGAACUUUGAUAUUGAUUUUACAGAUCUUUAUCUCACUAAAAUGUACACAGUAUAGUGAAACUAGUGAUGCUAAGUGCAAGCAAUGCAAAUGUUUUAAAGCAUUUACUGCUAAAGUAAGAUUCUCAGUUCUGCUGGAAUAAGUUAGGGUUUUCUCUGACAUAAACUUAUCACAAUAACUUGUUCAUUUUUGGGGCCUUGUUACUAGUUAUCUUUAAACUUUCUAGUACGUGUUUCCAAUUGUGCUAUUCAGCAAACGUGUAAUUUCUUUUUCCUGUCGGUUUGGUUUGAAUUCAGUACGUCUUUCACAUCCAUAUACUUGAGGACAGUGCCCAACAAUUCUAGCUGGUUGUUAAGUGAUUUGAAGAGAAUUCCAGGAAAAUACGAAGGAGAAAAGGGUUAAAUCUUUUACAUUUAAACCAUGAACUUCUGCAAAUGGUUGUCGGAUACCUUUGCUGAGAAGGAAAAUUAACUGAUGGAAACUUUGAUUGGCUCUACUAGAGCCACACUGUAUGUAUGUAGAGUCACUGCAUUCCUUAAUUACAUACUGAAUAUUUGGUUAUGCUGCAUGAACGGUUUAAGCUCCUUCAGUUGAAGUUCUGGAGUUUUAAAAUGCUUUUAACUUUCAUGAAGACAUCAUGCACCUGUUACUUUGAUGUAACUGGAAAUAUUUAUCAUGGAUCAUGAUAAUAUACUUUAAGGUUUCUCAAGGGAAUCUUGAUUAAAGCUAUUAUUUUUUUACAUCUCUUGCAAGUUUCAACCACAGUAUUUGAUGAGUGAUACCUUUUUCAUGUUGACCAUUCUUUUUUUCUAUGCUGUCCAUUCCUUUUUUUUUAUCCAUGAUUUCAACAUUCUAGAAUCUGAGGUUCAAGACUACCAUAAUUUAUUCUGAAGGAUUUUACCAUGAACCAAAUGCUUCAUCUCUUAUAGCACAAAGGAAGUUGGGAUUAAUUGCUUGGAAUAAAGCAAUGUAAAAUAACUGUGCUGACAUAUAGGAUAAAUUGUGAUCGGGAAUACCAUCGAUAUAU